AUGCCUAGGUUAGAUCAAAUGAUUGAUGAGUUGUCAGGCACACAAUGGUUUCUGCCUCGAGCUAAAUCCGCCUAUUGGACGAUAGAAGUGGAACCAAGUGAUAGACCUAAAACGGACUCGAAGAACCCUCUCCACCAGUCGGUCUGGCAUCGUAUGAGGGAAGAAGACUUGUCUCUCACAGCACAGGACGGGAUGGACCGCGUCUACAGCGAGAACUACGCCUUCAUGCUGUGGGGAAUCUACUUUAGGGUCAACUACGCCCAGGACUGUCGGGUAUUUACGCUUCCGACGGGGUAUUUUCCGACAUACACCUCCUUCGCGCUGACUAAGGGGUCGCCUCUGGUCCCUGUUUUCAAUAAGCUCGUCCUUGACAUCAUCUCCUCCGGACUCCUGAAGAAGUGGUGGCAGGAGCUCAGCAUCACCAGCACAGACUGCAACGCACUGGAGACACAGCCCAUCGAACUCAAGACAGUUCUCACGCCCUUCCUGCUGUUGAUUGGUAGCAUCUUGGUGUCACUGGGCGCCCUGCUUGUCGAACGUGUCACCGCGAACGUUUUUCAGGGUGGAUGGAUUGAGGUGGUGAUAUCAAGAAAGAUGGAACAGGAACCUGACAUCAUUAAGAGCCGUGUCAUCCCCGAAGGAGCCCUGACCUUCCUGCACGAGGGUGGAGAGACCACAGAUGACCCCCCCCCCCCGACAGUCCGCCCUCUCUAG
Messenger RNA from Penaeus monodon (black tiger shrimp), 714 nucleotides. RefSeq lists its product as uncharacterized. The record is from RefSeq and is a predicted model, not a curated record. Lineage: Eukaryota; Metazoa; Arthropoda; Malacostraca; Decapoda; Penaeidae. Bases 1 to 714 code for a protein of 237 amino acids. The transcript is spliced from 4 exons.